Messenger RNA from Penicillium concentricum, 1587 nucleotides. RefSeq lists its product as uncharacterized. NCBI's taxonomy places the organism in Eukaryota, Fungi, Ascomycota, Eurotiomycetes, Eurotiales, Aspergillaceae. Gene Ontology annotation, cellular component: membrane. Gene Ontology annotation, molecular function: transmembrane transporter activity. Gene Ontology annotation, biological process: amino acid transport; transmembrane transport. The coding region runs from base 1 to 1587 and encodes 528 amino acids. The transcript has a single exon. The record is from RefSeq and is a predicted model, not a curated record.
AUGGACGAAGAGAAAUCCUCUACCAUGGAAAAGUCCGACUCGAGUCACAUAGCCUCCCACGAUGCUGAAGGUCUGGGUACAAUGGGCCAUGUCCAAUCUCUGUCGCGCAAGUUCAGCCCAUGGAGCAUGCUCGCCCUCUCAUUCAGCGUUCUCGGAACCUGGGCGACUUUCGCAGUUGAUCUCUCCAACGGCCUAACCAAUGGAGGACCUAUCACAAUUCUAUACGGCCUCCUUCUUGUCACGUUCUGCAAUCUCUGCGUGGCUCUUUCUUUGGGUGAGCUGUGUAGCAGCAUGCCCACCGUAUUAGGACAAGCCUACUGGGUCUCCCGCCUUUGGAAAUCCCCACUAGGUCGCUUCGUGUCUUACUCUUGCGCUUGGAUCAAUGUGUUUGGGUGGUGGACUCUUGCUGCAUCACAAAAUGCAUUCAUGACUGAGAUUAUUCUUGGACUGAAGACAGUAUCCGAUGAAAAUUGGACCGGGACAAGUCUGGGGUGGUUGAAGUUUGUGAUUUACGUUUCUAUUACUAUGCUGAUGACAUUCUCGAAUGUCAUUGCUUGUCGCAAAGAUUGGAUACUCCGUUGGUUCAAUAAUCUCGUUGGGGCUUGGUUUGGAGGAGAGUUUGUUCUUUUCGCUCUUGCUAUACUCAUUGCAGUCGGUGUCAAUGACGAGCUGUCAUUUCAACCACCUUCGUUUGUCUUCGGACGAUGGAUCAACGAUACUGAGUGGAGUGAUGGCGUCGCCUGGUUUAUCGGCCUCGUGCAGUCCGCUUAUGGGUUGACAGCUUUUGACGCUGUGAUUCACUUGAUUGAGGAACUCCCAUCUCCCCAGAAGAAUGGCCCGCGAGUUCUUUGGCUUUCGAUCGUAUCGGGUGCAACCUCAGGUGGUAUUUUCAUGAUCGUCUGCCUUUUCUGUAUUCAAAACUUGGAGACCGUUUUGGACCCCGCCUCGGGACUGCCUUUUGUGGAGCUUGUGAGGCAGACUGUCGGACCUCAAGGCACAAUUGCGCUUUUCAGUAUAUUUGUAUUCAACAUGCUGGGCCAAGGUGUCAGUAUUACGACAACUGCGUCUCGUUUGACAUGGGGAUUUGCGCGUGAUGGUGGUCUCCCAUUCAGCACCUACCUGACACAUGUCGAUACUUACUGGAAUGUUCCAGCACGGGCGCUCUGGGCUCAAGGUGUGAUCAUCUCUUUGGUGGGCGUCCUAUACUUCUUCACAGAGGCUGCUGUGGAUGCAGUAGUCAGUGUUUCCACAAUUGCUUUGACUAUAUCAUAUGCACUGCCGAUAUUUGCAGUUGUGGUUUUCGGAAUGUCUGAUAUUCCGCUUGGAACAUUUUCUCUUGGGCGCCUGCGCCCUGUGAUCAAUUGGGUUGGACUGAUAUAUUGUUGUGUCACUACAGUGUUCUUCUUCUUUCCUGGGAGCCCAUCUCCUAGUGUUGUCACAAUGAACUGGGCGAUUGCAGUCUUUGGGGCGAUGCUGCUUGUUGCAAUAGGGUUCUGGUUUACGAAAGGGAAGCGCACAUAUUUGCGAACAGACGGUGCCUUGGGCGAGGUAUUCCGCGCUGCGCAACUGGAAGUUCUAGAUACAUAG